Molecule: messenger RNA, 1170 nt
Organism: Rotaria sordida
Lineage: Eukaryota; Metazoa; Rotifera; Eurotatoria; Philodinida; Philodinidae
Source: the annotation of a GenBank genome assembly
AUGAAUGAUUCAUUAAAUUUAUAUUCACCUCAAAGUCAGAAUGGCAUACAAUUAUCUGAUCGUCUUCUUGCUAUAUAUUCUCUAGUACUUAUUUUAAUUGGUACACCUUGUAAUCUACUUUGUUGUUUAAUUUAUUUUCAAAAAGAAAAUCGUACAAAUUCAAUAAAAACUAUAUUUGGAUAUUUAGCUAUUCUUGAUACUAUUGUUUUAUAUACAUUUAAUUUAAAUUAUGUGGUUCGAGAAUUUAAUAUUGAUUAUGAAUUAGUUUAUUACAAUAAAAAUAUUAGUAUAAAUGAAUAUUCAGAUUUUUUUAUUAAUGAUAAUAUAAAUAUUAUGAUAGUUAAAAAAAAUCUUGAAGAAUAUUCUCUGUUUACAUGUCGUUUUCUAUCAUAUCUAGCUUUUUCUACAUUACAAACAUCAUCUUGGAUACUAGCAUUCGGUUCAUUGAAUCGUUAUUUAUUAAUAUCAAAAUUAACAUUAUUUCAAUUUAUUUGUAAACGAUCUUAUACAACUGUUAUAUGUUUAUGUAUAACAUGUUUAUUUUUUCUUGCAAAUAUUCAUAUACUUUGGAUGAAUGGUUAUCAUUCAUUAACAGGAAAUAUUAUAUGUUAUCAAAAUAAAUAUUAUGAUAAUUAUAUAUUAUGGUAUCAACGUAUACAUUUAUGUCUAUAUUCGGCUUUACCAAGUGUUAUUUUAUUUAUUUUAAAUAUUUUAUUAAUUCGUAUUAUAUGUGCUAGUAAAAAAAGAUUACAUGAUCAUAAACGUCGAGCUUCAUCGUCUACAACUUCAACUAAACGAGAUAGUCAUCGAAAAAGCUUGUCCUUAACAUAUUGGUCUAAAUCAUCAUCUGGUAAAUCAAAUAGAAGUAAUUCAGCAAGAUCCAUUAAACGUACUAGUAGAAAAUUAACUUUAUCAUUAAUAUUUAUAACAGUAUCUUAUUUUAUAUUAACAUUUCCAUCAACAGUUAUUUUUUCUUUUUUUCGUUCAUAUAUUGAACCAUUAAGUUUAAGACGUACGUUAUCACUUUUAUUUACAAAUUUAUCAACAACAACACAUGUUAUUCGAUUUUUUAUUUAUUAUUUUUGUUCAAUUGAUUUUCGAAAUGAUUUUUAUAAUUUAUUUUCAUGUAAACGAUCAUUUCGUUUUCAAUUUAUUAAAACAAAACAAUAA